AAAGAGGUCUGCUCGAGUGCCCAAUUGUCCCGAUUUCGCGUAUUCGCGUGACAACGUCAAUCCCCGUGAGAUCUGUGUCGAACCUAACCUAUCGAGACGCCACUUUCGCCGAGAUCGUCGAAUUCUCUCAGAUUGAUGUCGAUAUUUGCGGAAACGAUCCUAACCUAUAUUAGGGCGACCACGUGGCGAGCGAUCUCGUCCAGAUACUCUUCAAAGCCGCUUCGCUUUCGCGACUUUCAGGAGUAAUGUCCAGGUGAAAACCAGUGAAAACGAGUCGGUUCGACGAGGAGCAGAGAAAUGAGUCUACCGAGUGUGAAGGACUACUCCCUGCUCGAAAAAAUCGGCGUGGGGAGUUACGCUACCGUUUACAAGGCCUUCAAAAAAGGUGGAUCCAAAGAAGUGGUCGCCAUCAAGUGCGUGGACAAGUCGGGCCUCUCGAAGUCGGCGAUCGAGAACCUCAUAACGGAGAUCAAUCUUUUGAAGAUCCUGAAGCACGAGCACAUCGUCGAGAUGAAGGACUUCUUUUGGGACGAGGGGCACAUCUACAUCGUGAUGGAGUACUGCGACGCCGGCGACCUCUCGAGUUUCAUCAGGAGGAAGAACAAACUGCCGGAGAACGUAUGUCGGAAGUUCCUGCAGCAGCUUGCCCUCGCCCUCAAGUACUUACGCGGUCACAAUGUCUGUCACAUGGACCUGAAACCGCAAAACCUUCUCCUGGCCAAGAGACCCCAUCUCACCCUGAAGGUCGGAGACUUCGGCUUCGCCCAGUACCUAUCCUCCUCUGAGCAGAAAUUCGCGAUCCGGGGCUCCCCUUUGUACAUGGCGCCGGAAAUCCUUCUUCGUCAGAAGUACGACGCCAGGGUGGAUCUCUGGAGCGUCGGUAUCAUCAUGUACGAGUGUCUCUUCGGCAGGGCUCCUUAUUCCAGUAGCAGCUUUCAGGAGCUGGCCGACAAGAUCAAGUCCCAGAGGCCGAUCCAGCUCCCAAAGGGCGCCCGGGUCUCCCCCGAGUGCAAGGAUCUCCUGCUGUCCUUGCUGAAGCACGACCCCACCAGGAGGAUAUCCUUCGAGGGCUUCUUCGAGCACGAGUUCCUCGAUCUGGCGCACGCACCCACGAAGGAGAACUACGAGAAGGCUGCGACUCUGGUGCAGUCCGCCGUCAAGAUGGACGCGGUGGGCAACCGGAAGGAGGCCUUCCACCUCUACUGCGACGCCCUGAGAUACUUCAUUCCUUUGCUCACCAGUGAGGCUGAUCCUCAAAGAAAGGAGGCGCUGAGAUUGCACGUGAACGACUACAUCAGGAGAGCGGAGCAGCUGAAGCGAGCCUGCCUCGACGACGACGAGGUGGAAAAGUCGGGGGAAAGUUCGACGUCGAGGAACUCCGGGAACGGCCCUCUUCCUCGGCGCACCGAGUCUCUGGAGUGCGGGGCAUCCUUGGGAUACAACGACCUACGUACUCUCGGUAAGAGUACCCCGGCGAUGGUGGAUGGCCUGGAAAUUGGAGAAGUCGCCGAGGAAUAUCUCGCCGAAGGUAACUACACCCUCGCCCUGGAGAAAUUCAAGUCCUGCCUCGGGAUUUUGGUGCCUCUCCUGGGAAAGGAGCCUCCUGGACGACGGAGAGAUCUGCUCUACGGACAGGUGCAGCAGUGGAUGAAGGAGGCGGAAAGCUGCAAAGGGCUGCUCGCAACGCGGGAAAUCGAGGAGACGGUCCAGCGCCCCUCCGACUCGCACGAUCAGUGCAGUUUACAAUAACGACAAUGAUAUAGUUGCGUUAAAAAAUAGUCAAGAUGGCGUCCCAGUGCUUGCCUCGAGUCUCGGGGUUCCUGCCUCUGAAAGAGCGUUUCUUUACAAUGCAUUACGGGUAAAUUAUUAUUUAAGCACCUGACCGCCCACCGACUGAUACGCGAUGGAAAAUAAAUCCUUUU
This is a messenger RNA of Orussus abietinus, 1922 nucleotides long. RefSeq names its product serine/threonine-protein kinase ULK3 (gene Aduk). Gene Ontology annotation, molecular function: ATP binding; protein serine/threonine kinase activity. The transcript is spliced from 9 exons. Gene Ontology annotation, cellular component: cytoplasm; autophagosome. NCBI's taxonomy places the organism in Eukaryota, Metazoa, Arthropoda, Insecta, Hymenoptera, Orussidae. Gene Ontology annotation, biological process: protein autophosphorylation; autophagosome organization; autophagy. Bases 298 to 1749 code for a protein of 483 amino acids. The record is from RefSeq and is a predicted model, not a curated record.